AGAAUUUACCAUUUUUUAAACGCCAAGGGAAAAGAAAAAGUUGAAAACCCCAAUCGGAGCGUCACCCUCUCCGGCGUCCCUCGAUUCCGUGACCUUUUCUCUCUCGUUCCUUCCAUCGCUGUUUGGCAGACAUGUCGCACCAAACGACGUCGUCUUCCUUCACUAAAUCGAAGAUCUUCGACGAUGGUGCAAAGAAGCAUGAUGCUGUGCUGGCAUGUACAGAUGGAGCAGUUCUUUCUGUCAGUCAAGUGUUUGAUGCAAUUAGAGAGCUUGGGAAUGAAGGGGUUGAACAAUGGGAUCCUCUGGUUCUUACAUCGGCAUCACUAUUAAGCAAGUUGCCGGUGGAAUCUUCCUCUAUUGAUUUUGUGAUUUUAAUCUGGCUGUCAAUUGAUUGCCCCAUGGACCAACUGAUUCAAGAAAGUCUUAGAGUGUUAAAAGUUGGUGGGACAGUUCUUAUUCGCAAGUCAUCUCAGUCUGCUGGGGGUUCAGUCGAUAAGAUAAUAUCUGAUCUUGGGAACAAGUUAUUGUUGGCAGGCUUUUCAGAAUCACAAGUUUUACAAUCGACUGGGAUCAAAGCUAAAAAGCCUUCAUGGAAAAUUGGUUCAUCGUUUGCGAUAAAGAAGGUAGUGAAGAGUUCACCUAAAGUGCAAGUUGAUGUUGAUUUGGAUCUAAUUGAUGAAGAUAGUCUUUUGACUGAAGAAGAUUUAAAGAAACCUCAGCUGCCACCUGGUGAUUGUGAAAUUGGGAGUACAAGAAAGGCCUGCAAAAAUUGCACCUGUGGGAGGGCUCAAGAAGAGGAAAAAGUCUUCAAAUUAGGAUUGACUGCAGAACAGAUUAAUAAUCCUCAAUCAGCUUGUGGCAAUUGUGGGCUAGGGGACGCUUUCAGGUGCAAUACCUGCCCUUACAAGGGAUUGCCUCCCUUCAGAUUAGGCGAGAAGGUAGCACUAUCUGGUAACUUUCUUGCUGCAGACAUAUAAAUGGAUAAUGUUGCAUUACUCUUUGUCAAGGGAAUGAUAUUAUAUAUUUUUUUGAUAGUACGGGAUAGUUAUCAGUUAUCUUAAAGCUAGCAGAGCCAUUCAUCCGAGUUGUUUGAUACAAUUUCGAGCUAAUUUAGAGCUGUAAUCUCAUUGUUGCUUUCUCUCGUGUUUCCUUGAUGAAAUCCCACCUUUUUAUCACAAAGUCGUUGACAUUUGUUUUUGGCACCCAACCUAUAAAUUUUGAAUCCGGCUAUGCUUUCAGUCAU
Molecule: messenger RNA, 1243 nt
Organism: Abrus precatorius (Indian licorice)
Lineage: Eukaryota; Viridiplantae; Streptophyta; Magnoliopsida; Fabales; Fabaceae
Product: anamorsin homolog
Exons: 8
Coding region: 132-977 (281 amino acids)
Biological process (GO): iron-sulfur cluster assembly
Cellular component (GO): cytoplasm
Molecular function (GO): iron-sulfur cluster binding
Source: RefSeq, a predicted model, not a curated record